Chrysoperla carnea is the source of this 2364-nucleotide messenger RNA. RefSeq names its product sialin (gene MFS10). Gene Ontology annotation, molecular function: transmembrane transporter activity. Gene Ontology annotation, biological process: monoatomic anion transport; transmembrane transport. The record is from RefSeq and is a predicted model, not a curated record. Lineage: Eukaryota; Metazoa; Arthropoda; Insecta; Neuroptera; Chrysopidae. The transcript is spliced from 5 exons. Bases 168 to 1739 code for a protein of 523 amino acids.
AUUAGAAAAUAAGUUUUUACGAAAUUUAUAAAACGGUUUUGUGAGGUGUGACGUAACGUUAAACUCAAGUGAUUUGUUAUCAUUUAAGACAAUGUUUAUUCGCAUUUCUUUUUUACAUAUUAAAUAAAUUUUCAUUUUAAAGAACAUUUUUUUGUUUGAAAUACACAAUGUUUGAGUCAUCAGCAGAAGAUUCGUUACAAAAUACAAAGACAGUGUAUGAUGAAUAUGAUGAAGAGCCUAUUAUUGAUGAUGAGGAUGAUUCAACAAGGAUUAUUCCACCAGAAAUUGAUGAUACGAAACAGUGUAUGAAAGCCAGAUAUGUUUUGGCAUUACUGGGAUUUCUAGGCUUCGCUAAUGUUUACGCAAUGAGAGUAAAUUUAUCGGUGGCAAUUGUUGCGAUGGUCAAUAAUACUGCGCCAGCUAUUGAUAAUUCAUCAUCGUUAAUCACAGAUGUGUGUCCAGAACCAACGCCUUCUAAUACAACAAUCCCACCUACGGAGAGGGGUGAAUUUUCGUGGGAUGAAGCAACACAAGGUGUUGUACUUGGUUCCUUUUUUUAUGGAUAUGUAUUAACUCAAGUGCCUGGUGGUCGUUUAGCUGAAUUGUUUGGUGGCCGUAGAAUUUUUGGAUAUGGUGUAUUAAUAACAGCCAUAUUCACCCUUCUAAGUCCAAUUGCAGCACGACUGAAUUAUACAUUAUUUAUUAUUGUUAGGAUCUUAGAAGGAGUUGGCGAAGGUGUUACAUUUCCAUCGAUGCAUGCGAUGUUAGCCAGAUGGGUUCCACCAUGGGAGCGAAGUAAAUUCGCUGCAAUUGUUUAUCAAGGUGCCAAUUUUGGAACAAUUAUAUCGCUUCCAUUAUCCGGAUGGUUAUGUUCUUUAGAAUUUGAUAAUGGUUGGCCUUUGGCAUUUUAUAUUUUUGGAAUUUUGGGUAUAGUAUGGUUCUUCUUUUGGAUGUGGUUUAUUUACGAUAGUCCAAUGGUACAUCCACGAAUUGAUCCACAAGAGCGAGCAUUUAUUUUAGCAAGUUUUGGACCACCAAUAGAUGAAGAAGAACAUAGAGGACCAUUACCAUGGUUAAAGUUUUUAACAUGUGUCCCACUUUGGGCAAUUUUGAUAACACAAUGUGGUAAUUCUUGGAUGUUUUAUAUACAAUUAACAGAGCUUCCCACAUAUAUGAAAAAUAUCUUACAUUUCGAUAUUGAACAGAAUGCAAUAUAUUCAGCAAUCCCAUAUCUAACAAGCUGGAUUGGUGGAAUCCUAUUCAGUAUGAUCGCUGAUUGGCUCCUAUUCAAAGGAUGGUUAAGUCCAAUUACAUCGUAUAAAUUCUUUAACACAAUCGCAUCAGUUAUACCAUCGAUUGGAGUAUUAGGUGUAGCUUGGGCUGGCUGUGAUAAGUUACAAGUACAGCUAUUGUUAGCUGUAGCGGGAGUAUUUAUGGGUGCAGCAUAUGCUGGUAAUCAAACAAAUCAUAUGGCAUUAAGUCCACAAUAUGCGGGAACAAUGUAUGGUAUUACGAAUGCAGCAGCGAAUAUGUGUGGAUUCUUGGCACCUUAUGCUACUGGACUUAUUAUUAAUGGACAGGAAACAUUAGCUCGAUGGCGAUUAAUAUUUUAUAUAGCAGCGACAAUAAAUAUUAGCGGCAAUUUAUUUUACUUAAUGUUUGCUAGCGCUAAAGAACAAGAAUGGUCCAAACCUAAAAGGCCACCUCAACCAUCAAAUAAUGUGCAACCUGUAAAUUAAUUUUUAAUAAGUUUUGAUUUUUUAGUUAAAUUAUUUUUUUUUUUUUUUUUAAAAUCAUUUUAUAAGUAUUAUGAAAAAAGUCUAAAUGCCGAUUUCAUCAUUUCUGAUUAAGUAAUAGUCCAAGUGAAUUGGAAAUAGGCUAGUAAUGUACCUUUCUUUAAUUCUGAAACGAAUAGUUCCUCAGCGUAGAGUUAAAAACUUUAACACAGUGAUUCUCAAUCCUUUUUUUGUUUGUCGCGGCAAACUUUGAACGAUUUUAUAAUUUUUAGUAUAUACAUUUCUAAAAUUUGAUAGCGGCACACAAAAGUACAGUGGCUGAGAAUCACUGCAUUAACAGUUUAAUUUUUAUCAAAAGUCGAUUGGGUCAUUAGUGUCACAGACAAUACAGCGACAAAUCAACUAAGCCUAAAUAAAAGUUAAAAAUAGUUAAUUUAAAACUUAAUCGAAGUUGAUGGAAUUGGGUUUGAAAUAAAUAAGUUUUUUUUUAUAAAAAGCUUUGUGAUAUUUAGGUAUAUAAAAAAUAGAGUCCUAUUAUUAUUGGGUUUAGCGUCAGGUGUAGUCUAUGACAGUCAAUUCAAAACAACUGGAAAUUUGACGAGCCGUUGUCAAAGUUAUGGCCAAUAAC